GAAAUUGGCAACACUUAAUCUAUUGUAAACAACAGUGAAGAAAUGGCGAUACAGAAGCAGAAGGUGGAAAGUUUCUGGUUUAAAUAUACUUUAUCUGCGGUUGCUGCUGCUGUGGCGGAAACCACUACAUAUCCAUUAGAUAUUACCAAAACCAGAUUACAGAUUCAAGGAGAAAAGCUAGUAUUUGCUGUGAGAAAUGGCUUAUCUAAAGAGGGUAACACACAAGCAAGGGGGAUGAUUGAGACAGUUAUUGGGAUUGUGAGACAUGAAGGUAUUUUGAAACUUUGGCAAGGUGUAACUCCAGCUAUUUAUAGGCACUUAGUUUAUACUGGAUGCAGAAUGACUUUAUAUGAAUUUAUAAGGGAAAGGAUCCUUAAGAGAAAUUCUGAUGGGACCAUUAGUCUAUGGAAAGCUGUUUUAGGCGGGAGUAUUGCAGGAGGUUUAGGUCAGUUUGUGGCAAGCCCAACAGAUCUGGUCAAAGUACAGAUGCAAAUGGAAGGACAAAGACGACGACAGGGGAUGCCUCCUAGAGUGCGGACUACUUGGCAUGCCUUCAGUAAGAUUGUUGCAGAGGGGGGGAUCAAAGGGCUGUGGAAGGGUUGGGUGCCAAAUGUACAGAGGGCAGCUCUAGUCAACUUGGGAGAACUAACAACAUAUGAUACAAGUAAGCAUUUAAUUUUGAAGCAUACAACACUAAAAGAUAAUUAUGUAACACACACAUUAGCUAGUUCAUGUUCAGGUUUAAUUGCUGCUACCCUUGGUACUCCAGCUGAUGUCAUAAAAACAAGAAUAAUGAAUCAGCACACAGAUGCAAAUGGAAGAGGACAGUUAUAUAAGUCAUCAAUUGAUUGUUUAAGAAAAACUAUAAAAGCUGAAGGCUUCUUUGCUCUUUAUAAAGGUUUCAUUCCUAUUUGGGCAAGAAUGGCUCCAUGGUCUCUGACGUUUUGGCUCACUUACGAAGAAUUAAGAAGACUCUGCGGUGUAUCGUCAUUUUAAUUACUUUUCCGUGUUUUAAUGGAAAAAUGGCCAUAAAAAAAUCAAUCAAUGCACAAAUUUAGUGGUGAUCGUAUAUAUAUAUAAAGUAUAUAUAUAUAUAGUCUUUUGUAUAGUUGAAACUGAAGUAAAAAAAAAAUGCUGUAAAUAAAAAAAAAUCUUAAUUUUUGUAGCAGAAAUAAAACUAUUU
Messenger RNA from Centruroides sculpturatus (bark scorpion), 1183 nucleotides. It is a transcript of the gene Ucp4A, whose product is annotated as mitochondrial uncoupling protein 4-like. The transcript has 10 exons. The coding region runs from base 43 to 996 and encodes 317 amino acids. Gene Ontology annotation, biological process: response to cold. NCBI's taxonomy places the organism in Eukaryota, Metazoa, Arthropoda, Arachnida, Scorpiones, Buthidae. The record is from RefSeq and is a predicted model, not a curated record.